UUUUCUUGAUGUUUUACCCACAGGAUCAUGACCUGCAACAGAAAAUUGACCAUGAGAUCAAGAUGCGGGAAGGUACAGCACGUCUGCUUGUGGCCAGCAAACACCCAGCCCAAGUCCUGGAGGCCGCCAAGAAUCUCCUGUCAACCAACACCCGUAUCAUUGCUUAUAUGUCUGAGCUCCAGCGACGAAAAACUGCAGAAGUGCUUGGGAAUCAGGCACCCUUGGAGGGAAAUCAGCUCCCGUGCAAGGCAAAAGUCAGUGUUUCAGAUAUACGCAUUCCAUUGAUGUGGAAAGAUGUAGACCACUUUAAAAAUAAAGGAGAUAAUCGCCGAUAUGCUGUGUUCUGUAUGCUGAAAAUUGGUACAGAUAUUUACGAUACAACAAUGAUUAGCGACGUAGACAGAAGCAUGACUGACAUCACCUUCGAAGAUGUUAUUCUAUUUGAUGAUGUCACACAUGAAUUUGAGAUGAAGCUGGAAGUGUACUGUCACAAACAGCAUGAAGAUUUAUCUGUAGCUCACACUCCCAAGAAGAUUCGUAAGAAAAUUCAUGAUAUUUCAGGAUCUGUUGGUCGGAAUGUGGGCAAGAGAUUAUCCAGUUUGAAUGAUGCAGACGUGGUCGGAAACAUGGGACCAAAGUUUGAUCUCGUUGCCAAAGGAUCAUUGUGUCUUGCUGAUGUCAAUAACAGUGUCAGAACUUUUGACCUUCAGUUGGAGAAUAACACAGAUGGUCAGGUUCAUGAACUUCCUCUUUUUGGUCAUUAUUGUUGCCGCUUAGCUGCACUUCCACAUUGUCUCACCCAGCCUGCAAUGACUGGUUUUCUUAAUUUGCAGGAAGAUGAUGAUCUGUCCAAGUGGAAGCGUUACUGGUGUUGUCUAAAAAACCUUCAGCUGGCCUGCUGGUCAAGUCCUGACGACACUGAAAUUGCCCAGCCUCUGCUAAUGAUACCAGUAACAAAAAACACACAGAUUUGUGAUGCUGACCCAAGCACCAGCAAACGACCACAUUCAUUUUUAAUCAGAACGGUGAAUAUACAUGGCAUCUUUGACCACACUUUAGCAGCUGACACCAAACAAGAGUUGAAUCAAUGGUGGGAUGGGUUCCAGCAGCAUCUUCUUGACCAAGCUUUGUGGAAACAUGCCUGUGACGAGCAGAUGGACUUGAAAAUUCCUAAAAAACAGAAAGGAUCUUCAUUUGUGAGAAAAAGCUCCAUAUACGAAGAAACUCCACUUAUAGAACCAGACAGCAAUAGUGAUAGCAUUGUGCGUGAUCUGGGCAAUGACCAGUUGACACAGAUGCUGCAUACACUUAUGGGAGAAGCUAGUCAGAUCAGGGGAGGAACUUCAUCGCAGCCAUAG
This is a messenger RNA of Candidula unifasciata, 1358 nucleotides long. Lineage: Eukaryota; Metazoa; Mollusca; Gastropoda; Stylommatophora; Geomitridae. The record is from the annotation of a GenBank genome assembly.